This is a messenger RNA of Strongylus vulgaris, 282 nucleotides long. Lineage: Eukaryota; Metazoa; Nematoda; Chromadorea; Rhabditida; Strongylidae. The record is from the annotation of a GenBank genome assembly.
AUGGGAAAGGAAAAGACUCAUAUUAAUAUCGUCGUUAUUGGCCACGUCGAUUCAGGAAAAUCGACCACCACUGGUCAUUUGAUCUACAAAUGUGGUGGAAUCGAUAAGAGAACUAUUGAAAAUGUAGCGUUAGUUCUCGUUAGCUUAUUCGCAUUUCAAAACCUUCAAAAUAUUCUUCAUUCAAAAAAGAAUGACAAAAUUGGUCGCAGACAGAUUUCAGUAUGUUGCGCAACAUUUGAAAACUUUCGAGGAUCUUUCGCAAUAGUAAUGCCUAUCAAUUGA